ACAAAAGCGAAAAAAAAAUUAUGUUCAAACCAAAAACGUUGCAACUAGUGUCAAUAACAAGCACAACAUUACAACAAUGCAGUCGUUUUUCGCAACAGUUGCAAAAAAAAGUGACAUUUACAUCGACUGCCUUUGUCGCUUCAAAACGAUCUCAAUUACGUAAACCCAAUUACUCCAGUUUGACCAAACACAUUAGACCGGAUGGCUUGACAGGCCGAGAACGGCGCGAUGUCUUGCGUGCCAAACUGAAAGAUCGCCACACAGGUGGUGGUUCACGCCAUACACCCUAUAUUCCAGUCAAGAACCGAUUAGAAACCAUCAACUCGGCACUGCCUCAACAAUUAGCCAAAUCGUUUGAUGAUCUCGAACUCGAUUCUACACUCGUGCAGGCUGUACAGUCUAUAUUACCAGAACAGGCCCAGCCAACCGAAAUCCAGGCACUGACGAUCCCUGCAGUGCUGUCAACAAGGGACGCUCAACAUAUCCUGUGUGCUGCCGAAACUGGUUCUGGCAAGACACUGGCAUAUUUGGCACCUACAAUUAAUACGCUGAAACAAAACGAAAAGAAGAGACGAUUGGACCGACCACGAGCCAUUGUCCUUGUCCCUACCCGUGAAUUGGUUGCGCAAGUAGUUUCGACAUGCAAAUCCCUUGCACACAAGGUCAAGUUUCGUAGUUUGGCAUUGGAUGGCAAGACACCCAGAGGUCGGCUGGUUAAGGAUUUGGAACAACCGGUCGACGUACUGGUAACAACGCCUACUACAUUGCGUGGCUAUGUGACAGACCGCACACUCUCAUUGACCGACGUCCAAUACCUGAUUGUUGACGAAGCUGAUUCAUUAUUUGAUGCCGGAUGGGGCGACGACGUCAAAUUCACUAUGCAGAGACUUAAGAAUGCCAAAACAAUUGUUGUUUCGGCCACGUUACCACGCUCGGUCCACCGCACACUCGACGAUCUGUUUGGCGAGGAUGGGAUGCUCAAAAUCACGACACCCUCUCUCCAUCGCGCGCUGCCCAACUUGAAACAAUCCUUUGUGGAUCUACAACGGUUCAACGGCAACAGACAACUCGCAUUGUUGGACGUGCUGAAAAGGAACAUCAAGGACGAAAAGACGCUGGUAUUUUGCAAUACCAGGAAAGCGGCUCAGUUAUUACAACAAUGGCUUGCAAGUAAAGACGUGAAUGUACUUGCAUUACACAAAGACGUGGAUCGCAAACAGACGCUGGGCUUGUUCUCGGGUGAGAUUACCAGUAUCGCUGUUGCAGAUGAUGCGGAUAAGGAUGCAAACAAAGACAAGAAUUACAAUGUGUUGAUCAGCACGGACAUUGCCUCGAGAGGCAUCGAUACCACGUUCGUGGAUCAUGUUGUACUCUAUGACUUUCCUGCGUCCAUGAUUGAUUACUUGCAUCGAGUCGGUCGGACAGCCAGAGCAGGUCGCACCGGCAAGGCCACGUCACUGAUAGGAAGAAAGGAUCGCAUGAUGGCGGAUCGUAUAAAGCGGUCGAUUCGUGAUGGAGCGGUGAUCACCUAGUUGUACAUAAGACUAAAUAGAGUUUAAACGAUGUAUCAUAUGUAGUUAGUAGUUAACAGUAAUGUAUAAUAUGGAGUAAAGCACGUUGUCUGUGUAACGUACUCUGCUGCUUUCGUUUGAAGCACACUGUCUUAAUUUUCCUCAUCCCUCCCCUGCAGCAGAAUGCCGUGACACUGUUUUGCACUUAGUGCAGUGAUAUCUACCAUCUUUUAGGGUAUUACACAACAUUAUAACUUUUGGGUUUUAAUAUAAUCUGGGGUGUUUAUCUUUUUCUAAAAAUAAAAGGGUCGAUGAAAAACUGACGUGUUAUACAUAUAUACUUACUAUGUAUAUGCUUCUUCUCUCUGUUGUGACAUGUUACACUGCUACGAUACACACGUUACUCGAAUUCAUUUCAAAAAAUGCUUUGAAACUCUUGUAAGUG
Zychaea mexicana is the source of this 1956-nucleotide messenger RNA. RefSeq names its product P-loop containing nucleoside triphosphate hydrolase protein. Gene Ontology annotation, molecular function: RNA helicase activity; nucleic acid binding; ATP binding. Bases 21 to 1532 code for a protein of 503 amino acids. The record is from RefSeq and is a predicted model, not a curated record. The transcript has a single exon. NCBI's taxonomy places the organism in Eukaryota, Fungi, Mucoromycota, Mucoromycetes, Mucorales, Lichtheimiaceae.